This is a messenger RNA of Sus scrofa (pig), 3675 nucleotides long. It is a transcript of the gene APBB3, whose product is annotated as amyloid beta precursor protein binding family B member 3. Gene Ontology annotation, biological process: regulation of DNA-templated transcription. NCBI's taxonomy places the organism in Eukaryota, Metazoa, Chordata, Mammalia, Artiodactyla, Suidae. The record is from RefSeq and is a predicted model, not a curated record. Gene Ontology annotation, cellular component: nucleus; cytoplasm. Gene Ontology annotation, molecular function: amyloid-beta binding; transcription factor binding.
GGGUCUUCUGCCGCUUGAUGAGCCCACAGUUGAGCGGUGAUGUCACAGUGUGCGCCGUGGUUCUUGCCAUUUGCACGGCAAGGAGCAGCCACUUGGGGAUACGGACGCCUGUUUACACGCGCCACCUCUCGGCUGGAAGCGCUGCUCAGACGGUCCCUUCCCGCCCCUAGGAUUCGGCCUCUGCCCCGCCCCGAAUUUGUGCGGCGCCCGCUGGCUUGGCAGAUUCCAGCGCAGAGAGGCUGGACUUGUAGGCGCAGCAGCUCCGGAGGCGAGCUGGACUGAGUGAGGGCCGGCAAAGGCCGGCGGGGACGCGACCAGGGCUAUGCUGGGCAAGGAUUACAUGCUGGCCAUCAUUCUGGUCAAUUGCGAUGAUGACCUGUGGGGGGACCAGAGUCUGGAGGGGGAGCCAGGUCUGCCCCCUGGCUGGAGGAAGAUCCGCGAUGCUGCAGGUACUUACUAUUGGCAUGUACCCAGCGGUAGCACCCAGUGGCAGCGCCCAACCUGGGAGCCAGGAGAUGCAGAGUCAGGAACGAGGACGGAGGGAAUUUGGGGACUUCGGCCCCCCAAGGGAAGAUCCUUCUCCAGCCUGGAGAGCUCACUGGACCGGAGUAACUCUCUGUCCUGGUAUGGAGAGGAAUCCCACAUCCAGAGAAUGGAGCCAGGGGCCAAGUGCUUUGCAGUCCGCUCUCUGGGCUGGGUAGAGGUACCUGAAGAGGACUUGGUGCCAGGGAAGAGCAGUAUCGCAGUCAAUAACUGCAUCCAGCAGCUGGCCCAGACCCGCAGCCGGGGCCAGCCCCCAGAUGGUGCCUGGGGCGAGGGCCAGAACAUGCUGAUGAUCCUGAAGAAGGAUGCCAUGAGUCUGGUGAAUCCCCUGGACCACAGUCUCAUCCACUGCCAGCCUCUGGUGCACAUCCGUGUAUGGGGUGUGGGCAGCUCCAAGGGCCGCCCGAUCUCUGACCCUGCCAGGGACUUCGCUUUUGUGGCGGGUGACAAAGACAGCUGUAUGCUCAAGUGCCAUGUGUUUCGCUGUGAUGUCCCUGCCAAGGCCAUUGCCAGUGCCCUGCAUGGACUCUGUGCCCAGAUCUUGUCAGAGCGAGUCGGGGUCAGUGGCGAUUCCCCUUGCUGCUCUCUAGACCCCAUCUCCCCUGAAGACCUGCCUCGGCAAGUGGAGCUACUCGAUGCCGUGAGCCAGGCUGCUCAGAAGUACGAGGCCCUGUUCAUGGGCACCUUGCCGGUCACCAAAGCCAUGGGUAUGGAUGUACUAAACGAAGCCAUUGGUACUCUCACCACCCGUGGGGACCGGGAUGCCUGGGUCCCUGCUAUGCUCAGUGUAUCUGACUCUCUUAUGACAGCACAUCCCAUUCAGGCAGAGGCUGGUGCAGAGGAGGAGCCACUGUGGGAGUGCCCUGUGCGCCUCGUGACCUUUAUUGGUGUUGGCCGUGAUCCACACACCUUUGGCCUCAUUGCCGACCUGGGCCGUCAGAGCUUCCAGUGUGCGGCCUUCUGGUGCCAGCCCCAUGCGGGGGGACUCUCCGAAGCUGUGCAGGCUGCUUGCAUGGUUCAGUACCAGAAGUGUCUUGUGGCCUCUGCAGCUCGAGGCAAGGCCUGGGGUGCCCAAGCCCGUGCCCGCCUGCGGCUCAAGAGGACCAGCUCUGUGGACUCCCCAGGAGGUCCCCUGCCUCUCCCCUUGCUCAAAGGAGGGGUUGGGGGUGCAGGGGCAGCCCCUCGAAAGCGGAGUGUCUUCUCCUUCCUUGAUGCCUUCCGGCUGAAACCCUCUCUGCUCCACAUGCCCUAAGUUAAUCAGGGAGGACUGGGGAAGGAGGCUCUGGGUCCAGGCCCAGCUCUAUCCCUUCAUUCCCCAGGGACCUGCAGCCUCUCACCCAUCAGAGCCUUUUCUGCCUGCCCCACUGACCCUUGUCCACUCUCUAUUUAUUGUUUAUAUAUGGAUGAUUGAGAGGCCCUGCACCACAACCUAGGCCCCUGGCUCUCCUCUCCCUGGGUCCUUGUUCUUGCCCCUCUUAAACCCUGGACAGUUGGCUCUACCUCAGCAACACUUUAUAACAAAAUCAGUACAAAUAAAAAUCCCUCAGUGACCUCACUGGAUGUAAGUAUAUUGGGCCUGGGACUGGGUCGGGAGUUAACCUGUAAGAGCUGAGUGUCUGUGAAUGUUCUUGGUGUUGGUGGCUGCCUGUAGUCACGUGAGGGCAUGGGUGUGUUGGCAGUCUGACUUCAUUCAUUUAACAAAUGUGUUUUCUAAGGUCUUCUCUGUGAUAGGCACUAAGGUCAGCACUAAAAUAGGGGCUCCACCUUCUGAGACUGUAUAAAUGAGUUAAAUAAACAAGCCAGAAAAUAAUACGUAGUGCAACUAGGAAAUCUCAGAGGGUUGUGGGAGCUCAGGUUAGACCCUGAACCUGGCCUGAGGCAUUACUAGGCUUUCUGAAAGUGUAUUCCAGCCUAGAGAGUGUAAAAUGUUCAGCGCAGUGGACAGAGGUUCUGGAAGUCCACUUGGUUAGAUCAUGGUGGGGCAGGAACUUUAGCUUAAAGUUGCUCCUGAGAGCACCUGUGAGAUUCGGAAAGACGGGACCCACGGAAACCCCCCUCAUUGGUACUACUUGGUCAGGAGCACACAUUUAUGAGUCCCUUAGGGAGUUGGAGCAGGGUCUUCACAGCGCCUCCCAGCGUUUCGGCACAACCCUCCAACCUGGAGAGCGCCAGGCAACCAGCUCUGCUGGGGGCGUGCUUGUCAGCGCUGCCUGUGCCCGCCCCGGAAGUGACGUGCUGCCCCGCUGGCCGGGCGGAAGUGGAGAUGGCGGAGCGGUACGUGAAGCCGGGCAACAAGGAGCGCGGCUGGAACGAUCCGCCGCAAUUCUCAUACGGGCUGCAGACCCAGGCUGGCGGACCCAAGCGGACGCCGCUCACCAAGAGGGUUGCCCCUCCCCAGGAUGGAUUGCCCAGAGUCCCCACGUCAGAGAUGUCACCUGGGGCCCCCGCAGUGGGGCAUCUGCCUCCUUCAAGUAAAGCUUCCAGGCCUCCACUUGGAGGGAGUUGUCCUCCCUCCAGCAUGGAGCCCACACAGUGCUCCGUCGUUGAGUUGGAGAUUCUGCUGGAAGAUGUACUGAGCCCUCUGGAACGAGCAUUGGAGGACUGCCGUGGCCACACAAAGAAGCAAGUAUGUGAUGACAUAAACCGACGCCUGGCUUUGCUGCAGGAACAGUGGGCUGGGGGGAAGCUGUCAGUGCCUGUGAAGAAGAGGAUGGCUCUGCUGGUACAAGAGCUUUCAAGCCACCAGUGGGACGCAGCAGAUGACAUCCACCGCUCGCUCAUGGUUGACCAUGUGACCGAGGUCAGUCAGUGGAUGGUGGGAGUUAAAAGAUUAAUUGCGGAAAAGAGGAGUCUUUCUUCAGAAGAGGAGGCCAAUGAAGGGAAAUCUACAGCCGCAGCUGAGCAGAACCAGACCUUGCCAGGCAUCCCACACACCCCAUAGUCCUGUGGGCUCCCGUCUCCUCUCACACCACUCCCAUGCCUUGGCACGGGAGGCCUUCUCUAACUCUGCUCCCUUGUACCACUUGGGAGACUGCCUGUUCCACUGAGGUCUUUGGCCUGACCCUUCUCUGGGCCACGGGGAGGUCACUUGUUACCUAUACUGUAAGCAGUUCAAUAAAAACAUCUCCACGU